This is a messenger RNA of Syngnathoides biaculeatus (alligator pipefish), 4928 nucleotides long. It is a transcript of the gene best1, whose product is annotated as bestrophin 1. The record is from RefSeq and is a predicted model, not a curated record. Gene Ontology annotation, molecular function: chloride channel activity. Bases 1060 to 3201 code for a protein of 713 amino acids. The transcript is spliced from 9 exons. NCBI's taxonomy places the organism in Eukaryota, Metazoa, Chordata, Actinopteri, Syngnathiformes, Syngnathidae.
GUAGACGCGGUCCAGUUGUUCCAAACGUAAUUCAAACGUGAUCGAUCAGUGGAGCAGAAGGAGUUUAGACGACUUGAACUAUGUCCGCACUUCGCCCUGGCCGCUGCUUUUCUGGUUAGACAACAAGGGUUAAUAUUCACUAACUCCGAACACCUUCUGGCCCGAAACAACCCGUCUGCGCGCAUUUCUUCCGGCAGAGGGCCCAAAAUGCUCCCACCUUUUUCAUAAUAUUGUUUUAAGAAGAUAAAUCAUUUCCACUGAAACAUGAACUCAUAAAGACUGAUUUCCACUCCGGGAGCUCCUGAAUAGCUUCCAUAAAGUUAUGUAUUUACCAAAGCAAACAGUUGUGCGGCUGUGUGUGAUUUGUUGAGAUUAACCGAGCCUGCUGCGGGAGCUCACAAUGCAGCUUUGUUGCUCAAAACAGCUUAACACAUCAAGUGACCGGAGAUGUAGAAGCUCCGCGCUCUCCUCCUUUUUCUGGUCCCGAUUCUUUUACUUCAGCAUUUUCAUUCCACCGAAGCCGACCGCACGCCUCCUCCACGCCACGCUUGCGUUUUCGCAGGUGAGUAACAACCGUGAUACCUGGGCUGGGCUGUAGUUGAACGUGGGACAACAGAUUUAGGUUUUUAGUAUUAUUUCAAAUGUUGGCUGUGUUUGCGAAGGCUUCCUCACAGUUCUGAGGUUUCAAUCAGAGCUUCUGCCUUCUUAUGCGGGUUUUCUCUCACCUUCCAAAAACAUGCACGUUAGGUUCAUUGAAGCCUCUAAAGUGUCCAUAGGUGCGAAUGUGAAUAGUUUGUGAAUAUGUGCCCAGCGACUGACUGGCGAUUCAGAGCAUACCCAAACAGCCUCGCACCCAAAGUCAGUUCCAGCUCAUUGAUGACCCUGCAGUGAGGACACAUGCGAUAGAAAAGGAAUAGAAGCAUCUUUGCCGCAUGAGUUCAUGAAAGGAUGUUUGUGUUUUUUUGCCCGUGAUUCUGCGAUCCAGACGAAGCAAACGGAGGCGUCCUUCAUGUCAAGCCACUGCGGAACAAAGCAGGAGCAGCAGCGGCAGCAGCGGCAAUGACAGUGACUUACUCCCGCAGGGUGGCAGACGCAGGCCUCGGCACUUUCUUCCACUUGCUCCUGCGCUGGAAGGGCAGCAUCUACAAGCUCCUCUACAGGGAGUUUAUCAUCUUCACCCUUCUCUACUACUUCUUCAGCGUUGUCUAUAGGUUCGUGUUAAAUGUUGAGCAGAAGAGGCAGUUUGAGAAGCUUUCCAUGUACUGUGAUCGCUACGCCGAGCUCAUCCCCGUGUCUUUUGUUCUUGGUUUCUAUGUGACCUUGGUGGUAUCCCGCUGGUGGGGUCAGUUUGAAAAUGUGCCCUGGCCCGAUCGCCUGGCGUCACUAGUGGGAGGUCACGUGCGGGGACCCGACGAGUCCGCCAGGUUGACCAGGCGCACUCUGAUGCGUUACGCCAACCUCUCUGGUGUGCUCAUCUACCGCUCUGUCAGCACGGCCGUCUACAAGCGGUUCCCCACCAUGGAGCACCUGGUGCAGGCAGGUUUGAUGACAUCGGAGGAACUCAAACAUCUGGAGGACUUGCCCUCCCCUCAUAACAAGUUCUGGGUUCCCUGCAUGUGGUUUGUCAGUCUGGCUUUGCGGGCCCGGACUGAGGGUCGUAUCAACAACGACGUGGCUCUCACCGCCAUUCUCACUGAGUUGAACAGUCUACGUGCGAAGUGCAUGAAGCUGUAUGGAUACGACUGGAUCAGCCUGCCUCUGGUCUACACUCAGGUGGCGACCGUGGCGGUCUACAGCUUCUUCCUAGCUUGUCUGAUUGGUCGUCAGUUUUUGGAUCCGGCCCAAGCCUACCCUGGUCACGACCUGGACUUUUAUCUGCCCGUAUUCACACUGCUGCAGUUUUUCUUCUACGUUGGCUGGCUGAAGGUGGCUGAGCAACUUAUCAACCCCUUUGGCGAAGACGAUGACGACUUUGAGACCAACUGGCUCGUCGAUCGCAAUUUACAGGUAUCUUUGUUGUCUGUGGAUGAGAUGUACGACAGCCUCCCGGUGGUUGAAAAGGACAUGUACUGGAAUGAGUCUGAGCCUCGCCCUCCCUACACCGCUGCCAGCGCCGAUCACUGUAAACGAUCAUUCAUGGGCUCUGCUCUCGAUAUCAGUGUUCCAAAAGAGGAGAUGGAGUUUCAGUCCAAUUUGGAGCAAAUUAAAGAAAAUGAGGAAGCCAACUACUCCACACCGCUUUUGGGAGGUCUGGGUCGCUUCCUGGGUGUGCAAUCCCCCAGCUUCCCUCGCUCAUCUCGGGUCUCUCUCCUACGCCGCCGCCCUGGAGCACCGCUGAGUCGCUUCCCUCUUUACUUACACACAGAGGCUCCAACGGUCACAAACCAAGCACAACAACCCUUGAACGGAGAGCGAGAUCAGAAUUACGCCUUCUCCGGCCUGCCCUUGUAUGAGAGACCGGGUUUUUACAGUUGCCCACAAACGCCCAUCCAUUGCGUGCCCCCCGCGGUGGCCCGACCUCGACCUGCUCGACGGCCGCAAAAUGAAUGUGAUCGCAGCUGCAGCUCCCUCGCUCCUCCGGCGGUGGGCUCACAGCUGCUGCCCCCCGACACCCCCAAUCACAUCCCGCCACCGCCAUCUUCGGCUUUCCCCUGGCUGAGCGAGGACGGCGAGACCCCGGCCUUCUCCUUCCCCGACCCUCCACCUCAGCUUUGCCCCAUAUCGAAACUCAGGCGUGGGCACGGCCUGCUGUCUCGGCGGCCUCCUCCCCCGUGCCUGACACUGGAUGCCUUGUCGCCCGCCGAAAGCCAGGCAGGACCCCUGAGCGCCAGAACAACGGGAAGUGGAGGAGAAAGGGUGUCCUCAUUUACCCCGCCCUCUCGUCACGGCCCAGCAAACCCAAGUAAUCCAAACACCAGCUCAAGCAGCAUUAACGUGACAAGCAGCAAUGGCGCCGGCACAGCCGGAAGUCUUUGCAACGGCACCAAUCUUAGUACCUUUGGGAACUUUGCCGCCAAUGUGAAGGCGAGCAACAGCGGGCUGAAUAACCAAACCACUUCCAGUACGACACCUUCACAGCAAGAAGGCAAUCAGCAAAAUUCCCCCAAUGAUUCUGGAAUCUCAUUGGCUGAAGGAGACCUGCUGGGCGUGCUUGUAGAUGGUGGCGGAAACAAAACAGCUCCCAGUAGGAAGCAGGACUGAGAAAAUGCAGUUUGUAUGUCACGUGGCAAUCUACACACUAGAACUAUUUUAGGUGUAUUAAACGCAAGGGGAGCCUUAUCAAGAGCAGGUAAUCUCCACUUACUGGUGAGUGCUCACAGAACAAUUAACCUACUUGUGAUGCACAAAGCACCUUAAAAGAUUUGAGCGUUAACGUGGGGAAGAAAUAAAAAUAUACGAAGACCAAUUGUGGAUUACUUAAAACGACAUGUUUUAAAGAUUGUUGCUUUUAUUCGUUUUUGAAUCACCUUCAACAGCAAUGUUUUUUUUUUUCCAAUGAAGAACAUGAAAUAUUUUUUUGUGGUUUUAUUUGCUUCAUACAGGGAAACGAUAUGUACACUUAGUUUGGAGAAACUGUCUGUACAGCUCCAGACCAACGUACAGUGUGAUAUGACCAUUGUGGUCGUAGAGGUGUACAAUAAAUAUGAACCCAGUUUAUUAGAACAGGCAAAAAUAUUCCAGAAAAUUUAGCAUUUUUAAUAUUAUUUACUUCCAAACUUUGAUCUAUUGAUUUUUUCGUUAAACAGAAAAAUAUUCUGUGAAUCUCAUGUUUUUUAAUAACACUUGUGUGUUAAGUGUAUAACUGACAUCUUGAUAAUAACUUUGUUAGAACACAAAUAGUCGUGAUUUACUAACCCAAUUCCAAUGAAGCUGGGAUGUUGAGUUAAAUAAAAACAGAAUACAAUGCUUUGCAAAUCAUGUUGAACCUAUAUUUAAUUUAAUAAAAACAUAUUUGUUUGAACUGAUGAACUUGGUUGUUUUAGCAAAUAAUUUUUAACUUGGAAUUUUAUGGCUUGAAACAUGUUUCAAAAAAGCUGGGUCAGGGUCACAUUUUUUUUCAAUAACAUUCAAUAAACAUUUAGGAACUGCGGACACUCAUUUCUAAAGCGUUGAUGCGCAGCUUCAGCUGUUCAACAGUCUGGCAUCUCUGUUGUUGUGUUUUAUACUUCAUAAUGCACCACAAACAUUUUCGAUGAGAGACAGGUCUGGACUGGAAGCAGGCCAGAGUAGUACUAGUACUUUUACUACAAAGCCAGGCUGUUGUAACCUAUGAUAAUGUUGUUUGACAUGGUCUUGCUGAAAUAAGGGGCAUCCAUGAAAAAGACGUUGCUUGGAUGGCAGCAUGUUUCGCCAAAACCUGCAAGUACCUUUCAGCAUUAAUGGUUCCUUCGCAGAUGUGUAAGUUACCCAUGCCAUUGGCACUAACACACCCCCAUACCCUCACAGAUGCUGGCUUUUGAACUUUGCAUCCCUAAAUGGUUCAGAUGGUUCUAUUAGUCUGCAGCCUGGAGGACACGGCAACCAUAAUUUCCAAAAACAACUUGACUUGUUAGACAACAGAACACUUUUUCCACUUUGCAUCAGUCCAUCUUAGAUGAGUAAGGACCCAGGGAAGCCAGCAGCGUUUCUGGGUGUUGUGGGCAAAUGGCUUCUACGUUGCAUAUAGUAACUAACUGUAUUUACUGACAAUGGUUUUCUGAAGUCUUCCUGAGCCCAUAUGGUAACACACUUUACCCACUGAUGACGGUUUUUGAUGUGAUGGCGCCGAAGGGAUCGAAGGUCACGGGGAGUCCAUGUUAGUUUUUGGCCUUGCUUCCAUGCAGUGAUUUCUCCAGAUUCUCUGAACCCUUCUAUGAUAUUAUGGACCGUACAUGGUGAAAUCCCUAAAUUUCAUGCAAUUGCAAAAAAAAAAACCCCAAAAAACACAC